AUGAUCGGUUCGAUUCUUGCAUUUUUCUCUUUAUUUUCAACAGCCAUGGCCGCCAACAAGGAACGUACUUUUAUCAUGGUUAAGCCAGAUGGUGUUCAGCAGGGAUUUGUUGGCAAAAUCACUCAACGAUUUGAGCAAAAAGGUUUCAAACUUGUAGCUCUUAAGUUCAUGUGGGCAGAUAAGGCCUUACUGGAGAAGCAUUACGCUGAUCUGUCAGCUCACCCAUUCUUCCCUGGACUGGUCAAUUAUAUGAACUCCGGACCAGUGGUUCCAAUGGUAUGGGAAGGACUGAAUGUAGUCAAAACAGGGCGACAAAUUUUGGGUGCAACCAAUCCAGCAGACUCUGCUCCUGGAACGAUUCGGGGAGAUCUGUGCAUUCAGGUUGGACGCAACAUUAUUCACGGAUCGGAUGCUGUUGAAUCCGCGUACAAGUAAAUCGCUUUGUGGUUUACCGAAAAGGAGCUAGUA
This is a messenger RNA of Sabethes cyaneus, 468 nucleotides long. Its product is annotated as nucleoside diphosphate kinase-like. The transcript has a single exon. NCBI's taxonomy places the organism in Eukaryota, Metazoa, Arthropoda, Insecta, Diptera, Culicidae. Gene Ontology annotation, biological process: GTP biosynthetic process; UTP biosynthetic process; CTP biosynthetic process. The coding region runs from base 1 to 435 and encodes 144 amino acids. The record is from RefSeq and is a predicted model, not a curated record. Gene Ontology annotation, molecular function: nucleoside diphosphate kinase activity.